AUGCGUGGUACAUAGUACUAACGUACUAUGAAUAUUAGAUAGCAAUAUUUUACCCCCUGUAUAUUAAGUGCGAACUGAUGUUUCUGGUUGUUGGACAUAAAACCUUUAUCUGCCGCCAAUGCAUAAUUUAUUUAGUAAAUUUGAUCGAAAAUGCAAAUCAAUGUGGUUUCGAGAAAAUUUAAUAGAUUUUCAUUUAAUGCUAUUGAAUAAAACUUCAAAAUUAAAAAGCUGUCCGUUCAUUAGUCUUAAAUGGCUUCCGGGCGGAUCAGGAAUUCGAAAUACGACGUAUACUGCGCAAACGCACACUUUAUCUGUUGCAAUAUAAGCGAUGAGACGAGCCGUUGCCAGUUCCAGUCGUCAGAAAAUGUAACGCACAAGCAGUUUGCUAGAAGGAUGUGUUUUUUGUCCGUUAUCGGUGUUUUAACCAGUUGCAUUAUUUAUUCAUCGGGAUUGGAUUAUUCUAGUAAAGUAUCAUAUGCUGCCACUCAAUGGUUCGACCAGAUGAAUGCAGAAUUGAAACAGCUCAACCAUGAAGCCGCUGUGUACGCCUGGGACGCAAGCACAUUGCCAACGCAAACAGCCACCGUCGAAAAAGUAAUCCAGCUGACGGUGCGUAAAGCUCACUGGGAGCGAAAAAUGUGUAGCCGAGGGGAGGCAUACAGAGACUUCAAUGCCAACUUUCACAGAGCGCUAACUCUGCUAUGUCGGUCAACGAAAAACACGGAUGCAGAAAUAAAAGAAAUCACGAGUCUGUUAGGAUUUAUGCAAAACAUUUACACUGGGGCUCAAGUUUGUCUUAAUGGCACUUUUAGCAAUGAAAAUCUGCUCUGGGAAAAUACUUUCUUUCGGUAUCCGCAUUUUGGGAAUAAAAGUGAAAAAAAUCCCACCUCGCUAUCGAAACCAUUGUGUCUUUAUGGGGAACCAGAUAUGGAGCAGCUGAUGACAGGAGCAGAGUCCUUGCACGGCUUCAAGUCAAUCGCGAACUAUUCUUCGAAUGACGAAUCUAUUUUAAACUGGGCUUGGCAAUCAUGGAGGUUAGCUGUUGGGCCUCCGUUAAAAAAAUCAUAUCAACAGCUGUUCACUCAUUUGAACAAUGGCGCACGCAGAGCCGGUUAUCAGGAUAUUGGUGAAAUGUGGCGAAAGGAACUAGGAAUGCCAGAUCUUCGAGCUACCGUUGAAAGGCUAUGGCAGGACGUGAAACCCCUAUACCAAAAACUGCAUGCAGUCAUCAGAUAUCAACUGAAGAAAACCUUCCCAAACGUGCAGCAGUCGAAUGGCUUGAUACCGGCUCAUCUUGCUGGAGAUAUGUGGAGUCAAAAUUGGGCAACGCAUGCCAAAGCUAUUUUGGCUCAUGAGGUCGACAUCGACGGUAACUUUGAACAAAGCAACUGCAGCGCUAAACAGCUCGUUAAAAGGGCAGAAGAUUUUUUCUCCUCCAUGGGGCUGCCGAUGAUGACUAAAACCUUUUGGGCGAAAAGCAUUUUCGAGCGUUCCGAAAAUGUAACUAAGUGUCAUGGAACGGCAGCUAAUAUGUUCAAAUAUGGAGAUUAUAGGAUUAUAGCUUGUUCUGGUAGAUCUAUGAAUGAUUUCUACGUUCUUGUUCAUGAAAUGGGACAUAUCAUGUACUAUAUGUUAGCUUCAAAUCAACCUCCAAUUUUCCAGGAUGGAACCAAUUCAGCAUUUCAGGAAAGUGUAGGAGACACAAUACAUCUGGCGACUAUGAGCCCUCUUCAUUUAGUUCGGCUUGGUCUACUAAAUUCUUCAUAUUUAAAACCUGAGCUUGAUGAUGACCUAAACUCAUUCGACUAUAGUCUGCUGCUGCAAAUAGGACUAUCCAAAAUACCCGCCCUGCCGUUCUCCUACAUAAUGGACCGUUACCGAUGGGACCUGUUCGACGGAACUGUUAACUUCGACACCGACGCAAACACCUACUUCUGGUAUCUACUGGAAAAUGAACAAGGAAUCCGUCCAGCAUCGUCGGUUGACCGAACAGAUCUUUUCGACGCAGCGGCUAAAUAUCAUUUCCCGGACAACACACCAUACGUGCGAUACUUUCUGGCCAACUUUCUAAGCUUCCAGAUUUUGGAAGGCCUUUGCAAGAAAUCGAUUUUCGGAGACGUCAACACGGCAAACCGGUUACCGAUGCCUUUGCAUCGUUGCGAUAUUUAUGGUUCGAAACGAGUCGGUAGAUUACUAGAAAAAGCUUUGCGAUUAGGAGGAUCAGAACAUUGGAGAGUAGUGCUGGAUAUUUUAACUGGUACAACCGAAAUAUCAUCGCAACCACUGAUCGAAUAUUUUAAACCAUUGAAUGUGAUGUUAGAUAAAAUUAUAACCGAGUGGAAACUUCCCGUAGGCUGGAAAAAGCAUUCUAACGUUGAUGAGUUAUUUGUUUAAAAAAAUAUUACUGCUAAGAUCAAAAAGGGUUAGUUG
Molecule: messenger RNA, 2430 nt
Organism: Wyeomyia smithii (pitcher-plant mosquito)
Lineage: Eukaryota; Metazoa; Arthropoda; Insecta; Diptera; Culicidae
Product: angiotensin-converting enzyme-like
Exons: 8
Coding region: 250-2394 (714 amino acids)
Biological process (GO): proteolysis
Cellular component (GO): plasma membrane
Molecular function (GO): peptidyl-dipeptidase activity; metallopeptidase activity
Source: RefSeq, a predicted model, not a curated record